Molecule: messenger RNA, 2944 nt
Organism: Bursaphelenchus xylophilus (pine wood nematode)
Lineage: Eukaryota; Metazoa; Nematoda; Chromadorea; Rhabditida; Aphelenchoididae
Source: the annotation of a GenBank genome assembly
AUGGCGAGUCCUGAAGCGAUCAAGAACCAAUUUGCGAUAUGGGAACGACUGAUGCAUUCGAAUGUGAAAGCGCACACCGCUUUGAGGAGUUUGAAUCAAUUCCCUCGAGGGCAAGAAGGCCAAAAAUUGUUGGAACAGCUGGAACCCGAAGUUCGAGACAAAUAUAUGCAGGGUAAAAGAUUUUUUAUAUGUUUUGAAACAUUGUAUGACAUUUAACACUCAAUUUUGCACUUAAUUUUUGAAAUUUUUGAGUCCCACCACGAAAACUUGAAAUCUUGGCAUUGUGUUGCAAGUCAAAUUUUGCUUUGUAAAUGCCUUAAAAAGGCUUUAGAAUGAGUCAAGAAGUAAUAAUUCGUAUUUUAGUCCGCAAAAACACCUUCAAAUUGCUGGAAAUUUUCCAAAACAUCGAAGCGAAGCUGACGGAAAAGUCGAAAAAAGUGGAGAAGAGAGAGGAAGAUGACGAUGAAAUCGUCAGCUCUGACUCGGAAGCUGACGCCGAAGACACGAAUGAGGAUUUGGAUGAGGAAUUGGAAGAAGAGGAGGAAGAAGAAGACAAAAAAAUAGAGGAAAAGAGGUAAAAAUUGAGAUUUUUUCCAAAUUUCCCAACUUUUUUAGCAAAAAGUCGGUAAAAAUGAACAAAAGCUCCCUUGCAUCGAUGGAAAAUGCGGUCCAAAAGCAAGCCAAGGCCUUUGCCAAGAGCCGAGAUGCGGUUUUGGAGAAGUGGUUCGAGCGAACGAGGCUGGCCGUGUCGAAAAAGCACACCAGUGACAACUUUGACUCACUGGAAACGUCGGCUGUGCGACAAAUUGAUAAGGUAAGGGAAUUUGAGAAAUUUUUGGGAUUUUUUGGGGGAAAUUGUUGAUGAAAGAUGCAAGUGGGCAUUUUUGAGAGGAUUUUUGCGGGAUUUUGAGUGAUUUUUUUGCGGAAAAAAUUGCAUUUUUUGAGUGAAUUUUUUUUUUUUUUUUUUUUUUUUUUUUUUUUUUUGAAAAAUGAAUUUUUGGAUUAAAAUUAAGUUUUAUAGGUAAAAUACGAGCGGGAUUUUAGCUCUAAUUUUUUAAGAUUUUUUAAAAAUUUCACUUUAUUUUAGCUAAAAAGUUCAGAAAAAAAAAAUUUUUUUCGCGAUUUUUUGGCUUGAAAAGGUUGAGAUCUGGCUUGAAAUGCAAUACAGACCGAUUUUUUCGACAAAAAAAAAAUAGAAAAAAGUUAUAAAUAAAAAAAAAAAUUUUUCGAUUUUUUUGACUUAAAAUUUUUUUUGCUGUCAGAUUAUAAUAUAAAGUGAAUUUUCAGAUCCUCUCCGACCGCGCCCGACUAAUUCGCCGAACCCAGUUGAAAAGAGUGAACGCUGAUCGAAUUGCGGGCCCCUCGGAACAGACCCAUGACCCAGAAAUCUUUGAUGACGACGAUUUUUAUCAAACUUUGCUCAAAGAAUUCAUCGAUCAGAAGUCCUCACAGACCUUGGACCCCAUCCAAAUUAGUCGGUAAGAAUUUUUGGAGGUUCUUUUUUGGAAUUUUUUGCCUAAAGUAAUAUAAUUUUUUUUGUAUUUAAAACAAUUUUUUUGAUUAAUUAGUAUCUAAAAUUACUCGUUGUUAGAUAUAAAAUGAUUUUUGUUGUCCAAUAAGGCCAGAAAUUGCCAAAAAAAUAUUUUUUUACUGAUGUCUUGGCCUAAAAUGGCGCACAGUGCAAAAAGGUGCAUAAAUAAGCGAAGGUAAACAUUUCGAAUUCCUAAAUGCCCUCAGGGUAUUCGCAACACCCUAUUUUUGAGUGGAGGAGGGCCCGAUCCCGUGGAUUUGUUGAUACGAAUGUUAUAUGAGACGCCGAUGUUAUACAUGAGAGAUCAUUUUUUAUCUCAAGUUUUGGUGGGACAAACAGUUUUUGAAGAUGUUUUGGGGUAAAAUACGGGACAUUGACGGCAUAUUAAAUUUUUUUAAAGGCUUGAGUGAAAAUUUGAAACUGAAAAAUGACGGGUUUUGGAGAAAAUUUUACUUGUAAUAGGGGACCUGAUCCAGUGGCAAAAAAACUUACCGUUUUGCAUCCGGGAAGUAUCAAAAACGCAGCAAAAUACCUCACUCUCCAACUAAAAAACUCCAAUUUGAAAAGCGCGCCACUUCUUUUUGUGAGGAAAAGGGCGGCUCUUCAAAAUGGAGUUUUUUAGUUGGAGAGGAGGUAUUUUACUGCGUUUUUGAUACUUCCCGGAUGCAAAAAGGUAUGUUUUUUGCCACUAGAUCAGGUCCGCUACUGCAGGCAAAUUUUUCUUCGAAACCCUUCAUUUUUCAGUUUCAAAUUUCUACCCAAGCCUUUAAAAAAUUUACAUAUGCUCUCAAUGUCGCGUAUUUUACCCCAAGACAUCUCCAAAAAUUGUUUGUCCCCAAAAACUUGAGAUAAAAAAUGAUCUCUCAUGUAUAACAUCGGCUGAUCAUAUAACAUUCGUAUCAACAAAUCCACGGGACCGGGCCCACCUCCACAAAAAAAUAGGGUGUUGCGAAAAUAUUGCUUCGUUUUUGAUCUUUUCCGGAUGAGAAACGGUACGUUUUUUGCCACUGGAUCUGGUCCGUCACUAUAAUUUCGCUAAUUAUUAGGUAAUAAUUAGCGAUUUUUUGAUGAAAAUUUGGGGUUAGAGGGGAAAUACGAUUUUUUCUAUGCAUUUAUUAAAAAGAUGCAUGUGUUUUACACCGUAUUUUACGUUUUUUUUUAAUUUUGAAAUUUUGAAAAAAAAUUUUUUUAUUUUUUUAAAAUUUUUUUGCCUUCAGUCAAUGGCUGGAGGUCCAAAAGCUCCGCCAACAGCGAACCAAGAAACGACAGGUGGAUAAACGCGCCACCAAGGGUCGCAAAAUCCGUUAUGUUCCGAUCCCAAAACUGUCCAAUUUUGUCCCCGCCGAACCCGAAAAAGUGGAAUGGACGCACGAAAAACGCAACGAACUCUUCAAAUCCAUUUUUAGAUAUUGA